GAGACUACACGUCCACUUGAAAUCACCAAGUCACCAAAUCGACGCCGGAGCCGAUCCGUAGUCACACUUGUACGAUAGUAACCUCACGAUGUUGGUGUCGAUAGCCCUUGAUCAUCCGCACGAGCAUUACACCAAUCUUGAUGUUAUUCAGGGCAGAGUGUCUUUGCGGGUGCCUCAUCCAACCAAUGUCAGCAGCAUCGUAGUGAAGCUUGAGGGCGAGUCGAAGACAAGAUUACUUGCGCCGAUACAUCCUAGCAGACCAGACAAGCAGCGGCCGGUGCUGGAGGUACACAAAGUCCUGUACAAGACUCAAGUAGUAUGGCCUGCGAAUAUGACGCAAGAUGAUCUCCUCACAAACAACAAGACGGGGUUCACUAUGAAUGCUGGCAACUUUGAAUACCCUUUCGAGUUCAAAAUUCCUCUGAACACAUCCUGCCAUGCACAGCAAGCGGCCGCGCCGAUUUCGAACAUCUCCUUCGCAAACACAAUACCCGAAUUCGCAAAAGCACCCACACAACAUCUGAAGUCCACAUUGCCCCCGUCCCUGACCGGUUUUCCCGGCGAGGCAGAGAUUCGAUACUACGUGAAAGUUACUGUGAACAGGCCGUCCUUGUUCAAGGAGAACCCAAGGGCGACGGCCUACUUCACAUUUCUGCCGAUUGAACCUCCGCGAUCAGAACGGCAAGAUGGCGAGGCGUACGCAAGGAGACAACAUCAGUUUCUUGAAAAUGCGCCAAAUGUAGCGGCAGGUAAAAAGCCCGGCCUUUUUGACAGAAAGAGUUCAUCAAUGAGCGUGCCAUCAUCCCCCACGACUUCGGGUACUCCACCACGCAUAUCACUUGACGGCCGACUUCCAAAUCCGGCUAUUCUCACAGCUAACCAAGACCUUCCGCUGAGGCUGCUUAUGAAGAACAUGAGCGCACGCACGAAGAAUGUGUACCUCCAGAUGCUUCAGAUCGAACUGAUCGGCUACACUAAAGUACGUGCGCACGAGGUCGCUCGUACAGAAUCGAACAGUUGGAUACUCUGCUCCUUCAGCAAUAUGGCAAUCCCGUUAGGGUCGCCAAGCGAUCCCUUGGAGACAGAGGUGCCAGUCAACCCAGAAUACUGGUCAGGAAAACCCAUUCCAAACACAGUUCCACCGACGUUCCAGACGUGUAAUCUAUCACGCUUUUACGAGCUGGAAGUGCGCGUGGGAGUCGGCUACGGUUCCUACAACCAAGGCGAAGACCAACUCGUAGUCUUGCCCUUGAGGCUGCCGGUCAAAGUCUACUCUGGCAUUGCUCCUCCCAAGGCGUUGCUAGAGGCCGCGUUGACGGGUGAAUCAGGCAAGACUACAAACCUCGGUGUACCGCCGCAAGCGCAGAGACCGCACACGCCAACAAUGCCAGCUAACGCAGGCUACGGAGGGCCAAGCACAUCUCCUAACGCUACGGCAAGACCACAAAGCGACACUUUCGAGGCGCCACCACCGACUUAUGAGGAAGCGGUCGGACAGGACCUGCCCCCUAUCAACGGAUACAGAGGAACUUACCAACCUCCUCCAGUGCCAGAGGGGGCACCAAGGUUUUCGGACGAAAAGAGGCGCUGAAGAGUCACACGACUGUGGAUCAAGGAAGGAACUAUCUGGCCACGAAGACGGUCAGUAGGAUAUCCCCACUGUCCUUAGGACUGGGUGGCCGUUGGAUCCCAUGACGGAAGUGGACGUGGAGGAGCAUCUCGGGCCGCAGCAUAACGGUAGAACUACGUUUCUAGCCAAUCAAUAUUUUCUGAACAGCCUUUACUGAGGCCAAUCCGGGCCUUUGAAACGAAACAAACAUCCCCAUGUUUCACGCCUAAGGGUCUCGGGAGCCCAAUCGCAAUGCUGCGAUCGAAGUUUCUAGACCAUCAUUUACCGGCCGAGAG
This is a messenger RNA of Boeremia exigua, 1905 nucleotides long. RefSeq lists its product as uncharacterized. Gene Ontology annotation, biological process: ubiquitin-dependent endocytosis. Gene Ontology annotation, cellular component: cytosol; plasma membrane; cytoplasm. NCBI's taxonomy places the organism in Eukaryota, Fungi, Ascomycota, Dothideomycetes, Pleosporales, Didymellaceae. Gene Ontology annotation, molecular function: ubiquitin protein ligase binding; protein-macromolecule adaptor activity. The record is from RefSeq and is a predicted model, not a curated record. The coding region runs from base 89 to 1591 and encodes 500 amino acids. The transcript has 2 exons.